AUGUCGAAGCGCGCUGCCGACGUCGAAAUGGGCGAUGCCCCCCUCAAGGGUGGCGAUCGCCCUGAAGGCAUGGAGAUUGACGACAAGGACCCCGGCAUGGGCGAGUUCGAGGACGAAUUCGAGGACGAGUUCGAGAGCGAGAGUGAGGACGGCAUCAUGGAGGCUGGUGUUGACGGACGCCCAGAUGCCGAGAGAGAAGCCGAGGAGAAGGAGGGCGCAAUGGAGGUUGACCAAGGCACAUUCAUCGUCGGACGUAACAAGCUCGAACCCGGCCAGUCGCUUGCGCCAGACCCAUCUACCUACCAGAUGCUGCACAACAUCAGCACUCCUUGGCCGUGCCUUUCCUUCGAUAUCCUGCGAGACAGCCUUGGCGACAACCGCAAGGUCUACCCCGCUACCAUGUACUCCGUCGCCGGUACACAAGCAGAGAACGCCAAAGCGAACGACAAUGAGCUGUUGGUCAUGAAGUUCAGCGGCUUGAGCCGCAUGGAGAGGGGCGAGGAGGACUCCGAUGAUGAUGAAGACGACGACGACGACGAGGACUCCGACCCCAUUCUCGAACACAAGGCGAUCCCCCUGAACUCGACCACGAACCGAGUUCGCGCCCACCAGAUCCCCAACCAAGAUCCCACAAAGCCCCCUACCACCCUUACUGCGACCAUGACCGAAUCUUCCAACGUCUUCAUUCAUGACGUUACUCCUCACCUCUACUCCUUCGACAACCCGGGCACCACCAUCACCGCCCAACAGAACAAGCCAGUCUCUACUAUCCGCGCCCACAAGGCCGAAGGUUACGCAGUGGACUGGUCCCCUCUUGUCCCUGGUGGCAAGCUCUUGACCGGUGACAACGAUGGUCUCAUCUACGUCACAACACGCACCGACGGCGGCGGUUUCGUCACCGACACCAGGCCAUUCCAGGGCCACACCAGCUCCGUUGAGGAGAUCCAGUGGAGUCCCUCCGAACAGUCCGUCUUCUCGUCCGCCUCGAGCGACGGUACCAUUCGCGUUUGGGACGUGCGCAGCAAGAGCAGGAAGCCUGCGUUGACGAUGCAGGUCAGCUCGGCCGAUGUCAACGUCAUGUCGUGGUCGAAGUUGACAACGCAUCUCCUCGCCUCUGGCGAUGACAACGGCGAGUUUGCCGUUUGGGAUUUGCGCCAGUGGAAGCAGAGCUCGACGUCCGCCAAGGACAAGCCCUCUCCCAUCGCCAGCUUCAACUACCACAAGGAGCAGAUCACGAGCGUCGAGUGGCACCCCACGGACGACAGCAUCGUCGCUGUUGCGGCGGCCGAUAACACCGUCACGCUGUGGGACUUGGCUGUCGAGCUCGACGACGAGGAGAGCAAGGACACUGGCGGUGUCAAGGACGUACCGCCUCAGCUGCUGUUUGUGCACUACCUGUCCAACGUCAAGGAGCUGCACUGGCACCCUCAGAUCACUGGCAGCUUGGUAGCUACCGGAGAUGAGUUUAGUGUCUUCCGUACGAUUAGCGUUUAG
Messenger RNA from Colletotrichum siamense, 1494 nucleotides. It is a transcript of the gene rrb1, whose product is annotated as Ribosome assembly protein rrb1. The transcript is spliced from 2 exons. The coding region runs from base 1 to 1494 and encodes 497 amino acids. The record is from RefSeq and is a predicted model, not a curated record. Gene Ontology annotation, molecular function: protein binding. NCBI's taxonomy places the organism in Eukaryota, Fungi, Ascomycota, Sordariomycetes, Glomerellales, Glomerellaceae.